AUGCCAGUAGCAUUUUCAAGUAGUAACGAAACCAUGGCCGGUGAGCUGAUGCUUGGAGACUUCUUUCCAGACUUCACUACUAACGAUUUUUGUUCCACACAGCCAAGCCAAUUAUGGAUGUCCGAAAUCUUUGAGACACUCGAUGAGCAACAUGUCAUGAACGAAGAUAUGCUGGCUGAAAAUUCGCCCGAUGGCAUGAAGACUAAAUUAGAGGCCCCACUUUCUGACAUUUUGAAUGGUGAAGACGACUUUUUUGUCGGAGACGAAGUAGAAAUAAGUGAAUCUACUCCGUUAGGAUCUAUUCUGCUCGAUGACACCGCCAAUUCUGAUGAAUCCAGUGGUUAUGCUUCGUGCGUGCAGUCCUCCAAAAGUGCCUCACCGAAUCCGCCUCGUCUGAAGACUAUUCCGUCACGUCAUUCUGCUGUUCGUGUAGUUUCACCUCCAAAUACAGUGUCGUUAACUAAUUCGCCGCGAAAAAUCCAUGUAACGCGCAUCGAUCCUCCCAAGUUUGGGACUCAUACAGUUCAAGCGGUUAUACACAAAACUCCUCCGAAGACUUUGGACGUAAAAGCGAAUCGUGUGCACUUCAUUUUACGACCAUUUUCUGCAGAGUCUUCGAGUGUAUCACUAUCAUCUGACGCAGUUAAUUCCCAGCAAAAAACAAGUACUCCUCAGAAAAUAUCUUACUUGAAUGAAGGUUCACGUGUUGCAAAUUCUGAAGAUAUUUAUGAAUUAAUGCAUAACACUAAACAAGAAGCACUUUAUGACCACAAUGAGGUUUUACAGUCAUCAACAUCUAUUGGUUCGCAUUCGAGUUCGGAAUCAGACAGCAGAGACAAUUUUGACGAUGAAAUGACAUGCCAAGAAUUCUAUCUAGACCAUGAAAACAUCACUACAAGUUCACCUAAGCUGCUAGCUAGUCAUUUAAAUUUCGAUCUUACAAGUCAUUCUGAAGAUAUAUCAUCUGCCAAAGGUCUUUCCAGAUUGUCUGAGAUUGAUUCAUUAAUAUACAGUGACAGUCCACUAAAUGAGUAUCGAAAGUCAAAUAAAGUUGCACAGCAGCACUUUUUUCACGAUCAGCUGCACUCACGUAUGCGUGGACCAACACGAAUUGGACGAUCUGAAAUCAAUCAUCCUCAUAUGCUUGUACUCACAGAAGAAGAAAAACGUACAUUAAUUGCUGAAGGUUAUUCAAUCCCAACACGCCUGCCUUUAUCUAAGCAAGAUGAAAGAAAUCUUAAAAAAGUUAGACGGAAAAUAAAAAAUAAAAUAAGUGCUCAAGAAAGUCGUCGCAAGAAAAAAGAAUAUCUAGAGGCUCUAGAAAGAAAAGUAAGUAUUUAUUCACAAGAAAAUAUAGACUUGAAACGCCGUGUUGAUGGGUUGGAAAGUACAAAUCGUUCUCUGUUGGGUCAACUCCGUCUUUUACAGCAACUUGUCAGCAAGUCGAAAUUGAAUAAUGCUUCAGGAUCGUCGAAUUCUACUGACUUACACAAAACAAGUCAUCAAAAUCGUCUGACUACCAACUCUAGUGGGAACAGUGAUUCUGUUCAUGGUAUUAAUCACAGUAACGGGUCGCCAUCUACUUGCUUAAUGGUGUUCGCCUUGUGUUUUGCUGCUCUUCUUAUUGGACAGCCUUCGGGAAACGAAAAUCAAAGCUCGUUGAAUUCAGGCCUAAGUUACACACUGAGUUCCCAGAAUUCCUUCAAUUCAUGGAUGUCUCAAGUCCCUCAACGACUAGUGUCCAGUUCAUUAUCUCAGCUUGGUUACGAUUUAUCAAAACAGUCCCGGUCAGCCAUAUACACACAUGAUCCACACAAUAAAAAUACUUUGAUGGAUGCUUACACUACUCAGUCAAUUAGUGAUCAUCUGCCUUCUGGAUAUUCGUCGCAUUCAAACAGUCAUCAUCAUUCUCAUCCCCCUCCUUUCACUCAAAAGCCACAAGUUCAACGCUCAAGACUUUUGGGUGAAGCUAGUGAAUUGGAAGAUUGUGCACCAGUUCAGUCAUUCUGGUCUUAUUUAUUCGGUAAUCCAACUUCAACCAGAAAUCAAGUUUGUGGUCGGAAUACUGAUUCAUUCAAGAAUGAACUUCAUCUUAUUGACGCCAUGGAACAAAGUCUAUUAAUGACAUCAUCAAAUAAUGAAACAGGUCGUUCCGACUAUUCAAGAUAUAAUAAAACCAAAAACUCACUUCAGUUUAUUUGGCCUCCUGUGAUAGAAUCAUUAUAACUUCAAACUAAAUAGACAGAUACUGUCAUUAUUGUGUCUCCUACAUGAAAUGGUUCAUAUCAGCUUGGUGAUAAAAUAUGUGAACUAUUUCGCUAUGUUUGUGAUGCUCUCUAAUGUCUUAUUGUUACUGUUUAUUGGGUCCAUAUCUGUGUUUGUCUAUGAAAUAAAAUUUAAUGCAUGCUAUAAAAUGGUUAACACUUGAUAUUUAUUUCAGUCAUAUUUUUUCAACUUUCUGGGAAAUUGGUCAGGUGUUUUGUCUGUGACUUGUAACCUUCGUCACUUCUUUAUUUCUUUUGUCAACCACUUUGUAAAUGUAACCUCAUGGAAUUAUUUCCACUAUCUUCGUGUUAUGUCUUUCUUAUAUCAUAUUUUGUGAUUGACUUCUGGUAAAUAAUCCUUAUUUGUUAUUGAUAUGUUAUUUUUUAUUUCUCACACUUUAACCCCCUUAGUUAUAACAUUGUGUUUGUCAUCUGUUAAUUGUAGGCGUUGAGUUAUUUAUUGGCAAAGAUAAAUUGUCAUACUGUGACAUUACUGAUGAUAAGCAUGUAACGGAAGGCCUUAUUGUUGUGCCAGAUUUUGUAUAUGUAUAUUUUUGCAUUUAUCUUAUAAUAUGAUGAGUCUUUUGUAAGGAUGUUUGAUGAUUUAUAUUACACUGUGAAAAUUAGUUGUGGAAGACAUUUGUGUGUAAUUAAAAAUGGUAUAACUCCGUGUGUGUGUUUGAUUUUGGCUGUGUUUUGGUUUUGAUCUACGCUUUUUUGUAAGUGUUUUAAUUUAAAAUAAAAACGCUUAUCUGCUAUAUCGCAGUGUUUUCAAUUCACUAUAAACUUGAGUUUAUUAUGAUAUGGUUUUAAUUCUUCAUCUGAAGUGUAUGGGUGGUUAUGAAUCAAGCUACAAGUAGUUUAACUUCAGUUGUUCAUCAGCAGCCAUUUGUGAUAAUACUUUCUUAAGUCACCAUUUUAUUGUUGAAUUUCGUGUAAUUGUGUCUCUGAUUUAUUAAGCGCACACUAUCAAAACUUCAGUUUCUAGAAGAAAAUUACGAAAGUGGAUAUGUAAUUACAUCGUCAUUUCAUGAUAAGAAAUUUCAUU
Messenger RNA from Trichobilharzia szidati, 3312 nucleotides. NCBI's taxonomy places the organism in Eukaryota, Metazoa, Platyhelminthes, Trematoda, Strigeidida, Schistosomatidae. The record is from the annotation of a GenBank genome assembly.